Messenger RNA from Rhizopus microsporus ATCC 52813, 381 nucleotides. RefSeq lists its product as uncharacterized. The record is from RefSeq and is a predicted model, not a curated record. Bases 1 to 381 code for a protein of 126 amino acids. NCBI's taxonomy places the organism in Eukaryota, Fungi, Mucoromycota, Mucoromycetes, Mucorales, Rhizopodaceae. The transcript has 3 exons.
AUGGCUGAUAUCGUAGACAACAAUCACGAUCUAAUGAACAAAAUAUUGCACCGUACACUUUGGGCUGCUGUGAAUAAUAACACUGUUUUUGAUGUAUUGUACCUCUCUACAACUUCAGGACAAGAAAAUAGGCAACCCAAACGCUAUUACCAAAAUAGAAAAAUAUUAAAAGAAGGCUAUCGCAUGGAAGUGCCGAAUCAAGCUCUUUUAAGAGACCUUCAUGCUUUGAGGAUGAAAUAUAAGAAAGGAGAAAGACAUAAUAUACUCCACAGUGCGCCUGUAAAUGCUCUUAACAUGAACGGCAACAAUUAUCCAGAGCAACCUGAAGUAUUCUUGGGCGAAUUAUAUUGCCGCUUGGGACAUUAUGCUCGCUUGACUUAA